Carassius gibelio (silver crucian carp) is the source of this 6479-nucleotide messenger RNA. RefSeq names its product eukaryotic translation initiation factor 4 gamma 3. The record is from RefSeq and is a predicted model, not a curated record. Lineage: Eukaryota; Metazoa; Chordata; Actinopteri; Cypriniformes; Cyprinidae. Gene Ontology annotation, cellular component: eukaryotic translation initiation factor 4F complex. Gene Ontology annotation, molecular function: mRNA binding; protein binding; translation initiation factor activity. The coding region runs from base 463 to 5700 and encodes 1745 amino acids. The transcript has 35 exons.
CCGAAGUAAAACGAAUUCUCGGUCCUGUAGGACUGCCGGAGGCGGCCACAGCGCCAUGUUGAACGGAAUCAUCACACUCCGUGGAAAUACUCUCGUCAAAGAGCAGUUGUAAACAAAGUGUUCUUCAUUUUCCAAAGGGACAUUUUUCAAGAUCGCCCUGGCAAGAAGAGGCCAACUAGAUCCUCGGAAACCCCGGCAGGGGAGGGGGUACAGCCCCCAACCUUCAGCAAUGAAGAUAAACCACAAUAAGCGCGAACGAUAGCUGGCUAACUUUAUCAAUAACCUGUUAGCUAAAGCUUUUCUAUCCGCUCAGACACCGGCAACCUUAUCUUAAAAGGCCCGGUGUUGACCUAACUCGGCAGCAAUAUAUAUAUAUAUUUUUUACAUGCACAGUUUAGCCGCUAGAUAAUUUAUUAUUGUAAAUAUAUGUAAAGCCCUGCGUUCGUUUUGUUUUUAUUUGCGAUGAGUUUGCCGCCGAAAGCGGUGCCGAAACCAGCCUCUGCCUCCGCCGCUGGACCUGGAACGGGACCGUCACCCUCGAGUCAGCUGCGGUCCACCCUGACACCAGGACCGCUAACGUUACCGCCGGGGACACAGGUGCUUCAACAGCCGCCGACACAGAACCCAAGAGUGCCCCCGGAAGAGCGAAUCUUCCCCGUCACUGCUUUUUACAGUAGACCCCCUGGCCCCCUAUAUACAGCACAUGAAAUCAACAAGGGACACCCUAACCUAGCGGCCACUCCGUCGGGUCUUGCCUCCUCCCCUGGACUCUCUCAGGUAUCAGCUUCAACAAUAUCCACUGCGCAUCUGUAUGGUCCCCCUAAAGGCUGGGAGGCAGGAGGAGGGUCUCCGUACACACCAGGGCAGAAUGCCGGCACGACCCCUCUGGUCUACUCUACACCAACCCAGCCAAUGAACGCACAGCCUCAGAGCCGCCCGUUUGCCCCUGGGCAUCGUCCUACCCAUCACCAGGGAGGAUUCAGAACCAUUCAGUUUUUCCAGAGGACGCAGAUGCAAACGGCGCGGUCCAAUAUUCCAAGCAACAACCCUCCUAUUCGGCCCACAUCUCAGACCCCCACAGCAGCGGUUUACCCCCCCAAUCAGCCCAUCAUGAUGACCAUGACUCCCAUGCCCUUCCAUUCCCCACAGACAGCGCAGUACUACAUCCCUCAGUACCGUCACAGUGCUCCUCAGUAUGUGGGACCUCCUCAACAGUACCCAGUCCAGCCCACUGGACACAGUACCUUCUUUGCUGGACCCAGUCCAGGGGACUUCCCAGCGGCUUAUGCAACAGGACCUCCUUACUAUUCUGUGCCGUCCAUCUACACCCAAUCUCCAUCCAUUAUAGUGCCUACACCACAACAACCUCCACCUGCUAAGAGGGAAAAGAAAACCAUCCGUAUCCGAGACCCCAACCAGGGUGGCAAGGAUGUGACUGAAGAGAUAUUAUCAGGGGUGGGCGGAAGUCGGAACCCAACCCCACCGGUGGGACGGCCCUCCUCCACUCCUACACCUCCACAGCAGCUGAACUGCCAGGCAGCGAGUCACGUGGACAGCACAAAAAUCCUUUCUACACCCAUCAACUUGAAAGCAGAUGACAAGCCAAAACUAGAGUUUGCCUCACAAAGGUCUGCAUCUCCAGGAUUGCAGCAGCCAGAGACUCCAUUGGAAAGAAGAGACCCUAGCAGCCCAGUCCAAGCGCCCUCUCCCCCACAGAAAACUGAGCUUCCCCCCUCCGGCCCAGAAUCGGCCUCAAGUGUAGCAACAGCCCCAACUCCUUCCAUACCUGCCUCAACAGUGGAGUCCGCUGACGCUCCGAGCCCAUCAGCUGAGCCCAGCUCCACUAAAGCUAUCACACCAGAACUUGAAAGCUCUGAGCCUGAGAAAUCCUCCUCAGAGCAGCCCUCACCUCAGAGCCUGUCUACGUCCCUGACCCAGCCUGAAAGGGUCAUCAAUGGGCUGAAGGACACCGAUGCUGCUCCCUUGAGUGAAGACUUGGAAUCCCAACCCAGGGAAGUCUUUCCUUUGCUGCCUACUUCCAGCGUGGCCCAGUGCAUCAGCUCGGAGCCUAGGCCCAUCACACCGGCGCUGGAGGCCGAGUCUGCAGUGGGAACGGCAGAUACUCCCUCACCUCCUAGUGAGGACAACGCUGGAUGUCCUGUCAUCCCGUCCCUCUCCACCUCCACUAUUGCUGCUAUCUCCCCCACACCUGCUCCUCCUCCAGGCCUCACACACCCAAGUCAGGUUUCUGGAGGAUCAGCCAAGAGACCCUCUACAGGAACAGAGCUCAAAGAAACAGUGAAGGAGACCGAGGCCUUGCCGGACGAGAGAGGCGGCGAGCCCUUCUUGCAGUCCAGAAAAAGCUCAAGUCAAGCUACAUCUAGUGCACCAAAGACCUGGAAGAAGCCAAAAGAGGACAUGCCUGUAGGGCAAGAUCAGUCUCCAGACAAAGAGGAGGACACGGGUCAGUCCUCUAUGGAACCUGCUGCAGAGAGCCCCAGUCCACCUCCUGUGGAGCUGGAGAGGAGGCCAUCCGCAGGAGCUGUGCUUGAGGAGAACGGAGAACAGGAAGCAGAGCCUCUUAGAAACGGGGCGGAACACACCUCUGAAACUGAAAGCAGUGACAGCAUCCACCCGCCUGCAGUCAAAGAGCCGCUGAUCGAAGCAGUGCCCCCAGAGCCUGCAGAGAAGAAUGGAAAGAAGCAGUACGACAGAGACUUCCUUUUGGGCUUCCAGUUCAUGCCUGCAUGUGUGCAGAAACCAGAGGGGCUUCCUCCCAUUUCUGAUGUUGUUCUAGAUAAGAUUAACCAAAAUAAGCUGCCCAUGCGGCCGGUAGACCCACGUGUGAUUUCCAGAGGCCCAGACUUCACGCCAGCGUUUGCAGAUUUUGGCAGACAGAUUCCAGGAGGCAGGGGAGCACCGCUGCUGAAUGUUAGCCUGCAUCGCCCGCCUGGACGCAAGAUCAUCACAAGCGUGUCGGUGAAUGAUGAUGUGCAGCUGAGGACAACCGAGAAUGCCUGGAAACCUGGCAUGAAGCGGGAAAAUGUCAUUGAAGAUCCAGAGACUCUGACAACUCAGGAGCUUUUCCGAAAAGUGCGUAGUAUUCUCAACAAAUUAACGCCGCAGAUGUUCAACCAGCUGAUGAAGCAGGUGGCUGACCUCACCAUCAACACUGAGGAGCGGCUCAAGGGUGUCAUAGACCUGGUUUUUGAGAAAGCCAUUGAUGAACCCAGCUUCUCUGUGGCCUAUGGUAAUAUGUGCAGCUGUCUGGCCAUGUUAAAAGUGCCCAUGACGGAUAAGCCCAGCAGCACUGUGAAUUUCCGGAAGCUGCUUCUGAAUCGCUGUCAGAAGGAGUUUGAGAAGGACAAAGUGGAUGACGACGUCUUCGAGAAGAAACACAGGGAGCUGGAGGCAGCUACCUCGGCUAGCGAACGGGAGAGGCUGCAGGAGGAACUGGAAGAGGCGAAAGAUAAGGCUCGCAGACGCUCCAUCGGCAAUAUAAAGUUCAUUGGCGAGCUCUUCAAGCUCCGGAUGCUGACAGAGGCAAUCAUGCAUGACUGCGUGGUGAAGUUGCUGAAAAACCACGACGAAGAGUCACUGGAGUGCCUGUGCAGGCUGCUCACAACUAUUGGCAAGGACCUGGACUUUGAGAAAGCUAAGCCACGAAUGGAUCAGUACUUUAAUCAGAUGGAGAAGAUAGUAAAGGAGAGAAAGACUUCUUCACGCAUUCGGUUCAUGUUGCAGGACGUCAUUGACCGGCGAUUGCACAAUUGGGUGUCUCGGAGAGCUGACCUAGGCCCCAAGACCAUUGAACAGAUCCAUAAAGAGGCAAAGUUGGAGGAGCAGGAGGAACAGAGGAAGGUCCACCAGCAACUCUUGUCCAAGGACAACAAGAGGAGACCAGUGGUGCAGAGAGAGGAGACCCCUUUCGUUUUUACACUUUCUGAUGAAGUAUCUGUACUUUCUCUUCAUGUUGCAGUGGUGCAGAGAGAGGAGACCUGGAGCACUGUGCCUAUGACUAAGAACAGCCGAACAAUAGACCCCGCUAAGAUUCCCAAGAUCUCGAAGCCAACAGUAGAUGAGAAGAUUCAGCUGGGACCAAGAGCUCAGCUGAACUGGAUGAAGGGCAGCAGUGGAGGGGCUGGAGCCAAGGCCAGUGAGUCAGAUGUCUCUCGUCCCAGCGCCAGUUUGAACCGUUACUCACCCCUGCAACCCUCAGCGCCCCUGGCCUCCUCUCUACCCUCUACAUCCCCAGAUUCUGAUGCCAGGAGAGUUCUCAGCAGUCGAGGAAGCUCAGGUCGAGAACGUAAUGAGAAACCAUUGAGUGCGGGUCCCGCUCGGACAGGGCCCAUCUCAUUGGGCAGCAGCAAUAAGGAGGCUCCAGAGGAGUCGGUCCAGGAAGUGUCCCGCAGAGACUCGAAUGCCUCAGACUCGCCCAAGCUGCCCGCCAGCACUGCAGACAACAGCAGACUGGAGCGUAGCCAAUCCAGGGAGUCUGCUGUUAAACUUGAAGUACUGUCAGGACCCUCUCUGGAUAAGCCUACAUUAACAGAAGAGGACAUGGAGAGGCGGUCCAAGUCCAUUAUUGAUGAGUUUUUGCACAUUAAUGAUUACAAGAACAGCAGUAGAGGAAUUUCUAAGCGUAGUAUACUUGUGCUGCAGGAGGCAGUGCAGUGUGUGGAGGAGCUAGAGCAACCUGCCAUGCUCUAUGUGUUUGUGCGUGUGGGUGUGGAAUCCACGCUGGAGAGGAGUCAGAUCACGCGAGACCAUAUGGGUCGGCUGCUCUACCAGCUCCUGCGGGCUGGAAUCCUCCACAAACUUCACUUCUUUAAAGGGUUCUCUGAAACUCUUGAAUUAGCGGAUGAUAUGUCCAUUGAUAUUCCUCAUAUAUGGCUGUACCUUGCGGAGCUGGUGACCCCUGUGCUUCGAGAGGGGGGAAUCUCUAUGAGAGAAUUAUUUAGUGAAUUUAGCAAACCAUUACUCCCUGUGGGAAGAGCUGGGAUAAUAUUUUCUGAAAUAUUGCACAUUCUAUGCAAACAAAUGAGCCAUAGGAAAGUAGGAUCAUUAUGGAGGGACUCUGGGUUGAGCUGGGCAGAUUUUAUUCCUGAAACAGAGGAUGUGCACAGCUUCAUCACAGAACAUAAUCUAGACUUCACACUUUCUGAUGGCUCAAACCUGACCGAGGCUGUCUCUAAGAGAACACUCUCGCCUGAGGAACUGAGCAAGCAACUUGAAAAACUACUACUUGAGGACAUGGCUGGUGAUGAACGAAUCUUUGACUGGGUUGAGGCCAAUCUAGAUGAAUCAGAAAUGAGUUCAUCGCCUUUCCUCAGAGCUUUAAUGACUGCUGUGUGCAAGGCGGCAGUGAAAUCCGAGGGCUCCUCAUACAAAGUGGACUUGUCCAUAAUCCAGAGGAGAUUGCCUGUAUUACACAAGUACCUUAACUCAGACACAGAGAGACAGUUGCAAGCACUUUACGCACUUCAAGCAUUGAUAGUAAAACUGGACCAGCCUGCUAAUUUGCUCCGGAUGUUCUUUGACUGUUUGUAUGAUGAGGAUGUGAUAUCUGAAGACGCUUUCUAUAAGUGGGAGGUCAGUAAAGACCCCGCUGAACAGCAAGGCAAAGGUGUGGCCCUGAAGUCAGUCACAGCCUUCUUCACGUGGCUGCGCGAGGCAGAGGAGGAGUCCGAGGACAAUUGACGAGGGGGCAAACAGACACAUUUGCCAACAAGUUCUGAAGAGACAAUAGUCGCUGAAACAAUAACUGCAUCAAAUUAAAAUGUGACAUAACAAGCAACACAUUAUGCAUCAGGAUGGAUGGAGCACAGCAAGAUUUGGAAUGGUACGGGUCAUGCAGUGACCCUAUGAUGACUUGCAAUUGCUGGAGCACUAAAAAAUGUAUUAUUUAUAGAAAUGUUUUUUUUUUACUUUUUAAGAGGACUUUAAUAAUACAAACAUGUAACAAUGAAACAAAACAUACGUUCAGACUCCUUUUUUUUUUUUUUUAAGAACAGCAUACACAAAAGGGUAUUUAACAUUUGCAGUCACAACGAGCGGUUAUUGGUGGAUGGAGAAAUAAUGAUAAUUUUAUUAUUAAUAUAAUGACGGUAACUAAUUAAACAACUAAAAAAAAAGUUUGGUUAAGCACAGCGAAGACCUGGUCUGCGUUUAGUACAUCGGUACUGAAGUUUUAGUACAUCUUUAAGGUUAUUAUCUCAAUAACCAUACCAAAUGUCCCUCUGCUUCAGCUUGCUCUUUGUGAAACAUUCAAUCUGGCAGAAACUUGCAGGUACUAUGCAUUCAGGGACUGCUGGGACGACAUGACGAGAGCUCAGAAUGGAUGUCAGUGAGCAGAUGGUGACAAAACCACUAAGGAGGUGUUGCUGAAUCUAAAGUGCUUGUUAUUCUUCAUACUGAUAGAGCAAAUAUAAAGCUUGUAAAUAAAUGAAAGACAAAAAAAGUUUCAUAAAAGUACAAAA